CCGCGAUGCCUCUGGAGCUGGAACUGUGUCCUGGGCGCUGGGUGGGCGGGCAGCACCCGUGUUUCAUCAUUGCCGAGAUCGGCCAGAACCACCAGGGCGACCUGGACGUGGCCAAGCGCCUGAUCCGCACCGCGAAGGAGUGUGGAGCUGACUGUGCCAAGUUCCAGAAGAGCGAGCUGGAACACAAGUUUAACCGGAAGGCCUUGGAGAGGCCGUACACGUCGAAGCAUUCCUGGGGGAAGACCUAUGGGGAGCACAAACGCCACCUGGAGUUCAGCCAUGCCCAGUACAAGGAGCUGCAGAAAUACGCCCAGGAGAUCGGCAUCUUCUUCACGGCCUCCGGCAUGGACGAGAUGGCAGUUGAAUUCCUGCAUGAACUCAAUGUUCCGUUUUUCAAAGUCGGAUCUGGGGACACUAACAAUUUUCCUUAUCUGGAAAAGACAGCCAAAAAAGGUCGUCCAAUGGUGAUCUCCAGUGGGAUGCAGUCAAUGGAUGUCAUGAAACAAGUCUAUCAGAUUGUGAAACCCCUCAACCCCAACUUCUGCUUCCUCCAGUGCACCAGUGCGUACCCACUCGAGGCCGAAGACGUCAACCUGCGUGUCAUCUCGGAAUAUCAGAAGGUCUUUCCUGACAUUCCCAUAGGAUAUUCUGGGCAUGAAACAGGGAUUGCAAUCUCUGUUGCUGCAGUGGCUCUGGGGGCCAAGGUGUUGGAGCGUCACAUAACUUUGGACAAGACCUGGAAGGGUAGUGACCACUCAGCCUCUCUGGAGCCGGGAGAACUGGCUGAGCUGGUGCGGUCUGUGCGCCUCGUGGAGAGGGCGCUAGGCUCUCCAACGAAGCAGCUACUACCCUGUGAGGUGGCCUGCAAUCAGAAGCUGGGUAAGUCUGUGGUGGCCAAGGUGAAAAUUCCAGAAGGCACCGUUCUGACACUAGACAUGCUCACUGUAAAGGUGAGUGAGCCGAAAGGGUGCCCUCCUGAAGACAUCUUUAAUCUGGUGGGCAAGAAGGUCUUAGUCACUGUUGAAGAGGACGACACCAUCCUGGAAGAAUCAGUAGAAAAUCAUGGUAAAAAAAUAAAAGUUUAAGUUCAAGUGCCAUUUCUGAAUUCU
Molecule: messenger RNA, 1109 nt
Organism: Elephantulus edwardii (Cape elephant shrew)
Lineage: Eukaryota; Metazoa; Chordata; Mammalia; Macroscelidea; Macroscelididae
Gene: NANS
Product: N-acetylneuraminic acid synthase
Exons: 6
Coding region: 6-1085 (359 amino acids)
Biological process (GO): carbohydrate biosynthetic process
Molecular function (GO): N-acylneuraminate-9-phosphate synthase activity
Source: RefSeq, a predicted model, not a curated record